AUGUCUCGCAACUCAAAAUCUUCUCGUCAUCAAUCAAGAAGCACCGAGGGCAAUCCCGAGGAUAUGGUUGAGCAAGUCAAGGGCAUUAUCACUUUACUGAACGAAGUUGUCUCCUCUAGACCCCAUGAAUGUGAAACAUAUAUUCCCUCUGCUCGCUCAGCUGUCACUGCUCUUGAACAUAUUCGCUUUUUUCGCGACCCAGCACGCUUUGCUGAGCAGGUCUGGAUCAUCCAGGGACUUCAAGGCUUUGCUUUCUACGACGCAGAUAAUGGAAGUGUUGUAGAUAUUGCAGACUUCUGCCAGAAUGCAUGGCUGAGAGUUUUGAGAAACUAUCCGGAUAAUGUCGACGUUUUGACAGGGCUGGGUAAGAAUUGGCUCCAGAGAUCUCAAGUGACUCUAGCCCGCAUUCAUUACGAAGAAGGAAAUGAUACCACAGCACCGCCCAAUGACCCCCGUAGACAAAGUCCCCUCUAUGUCGAAGCUCGAGGUUAUCUACAACCAGCUGUGGAUUUCUUCACUCGGGCCAUUAGAGCCGCUGAUGGUCUUGGAUAUACUACUGGUGACCUAUUGGCUUCAGCUGCAGAAUCAAAUAUGAGUCUAGGCAACGUAUCUGCAUCUCCAGCAGAUGAACAUGCUUUCACGCAAGCAAUUCGAUAUUUGCGUCGUGCAGAAACAACACAGGGGUAUCAGUUAUCGGAGCACAUGCAACAAUAUCUUGAUGAUUAUGGAAGAUAUGUUUCUUAG
This is a messenger RNA of Botrytis byssoidea, 744 nucleotides long. RefSeq lists its product as uncharacterized. The record is from RefSeq and is a predicted model, not a curated record. The coding region runs from base 1 to 744 and encodes 247 amino acids. Lineage: Eukaryota; Fungi; Ascomycota; Leotiomycetes; Helotiales; Sclerotiniaceae. The transcript is spliced from 4 exons.